UCAAACCACAUCACUCGCUUUUGCCAAAUUAUAAGGAAUAAAUAAAUAAAUAAAUUAUAAUUAGGGUUUUUAAUUUCUCCGCCUUAAAAUACCCUCCAUUUGCACACAACACAGAUCCUCCCUUGAGCCCCACUCUUCUUUUCUUUCUUUUGCGUUCCAAAGCCAAACCCUCUUUGGCUGAUUAUCACAUUCUCUCCUUUUGCUUUAGCAAAAAUGGUCAUUAAGAGACCUAAUCCUUUCACUAAACUCGCCCUAAUCCUCUUUUUCCUCGUGAUCACUACCUUUAAUCCCCCUCACCUGGGUUUAGCCGACGAAGAAGACCCUGAUUUUUAUGAUCUUGAUGAAACUCCCCCAAUACUUUCAAAUGUUGCCAAAUCAUCCAAAACCCGACUACUAGUUUCGCACUACAAGAGGAUCAGGAAGGGAAUGCGAUGCCACGUGGAAGGUUACAACAUAUGCAAUGGCGUGUGGGCGAACAACAAGACGAGCUUGCUGCAUUGCUGUAAGAAACAUUGCCGGAAUAUUCUCGGCGACAAGAAUAACUGCGGUCGGUGCGGGCAUAAGUGCGGCUUCGGACAGCGGUGCUGCGGCGGAGUUUGCACUUACGUAGGUUUCAAUCCGAGCCAUUGUGGCAAAUGCAACAAGAAGUGUGAGAAUGGGGUUAAAUGUGAGUAUGGAUAUUGUGGAUAUGCUUGAUUUUAAAGAAAUAUUGAAUGUUGGGGUUAUAUUGUAAUUUCUGAAUUUUGAAUUCUUUUUCCUUUGAGAGAUAUUUUCCUUUUUUUACGUACACGACAUUUUAGUGCAUACGUACGCGACGGUUUAUAUGUAAACACAAAUCCACCGAUUAAUAAAAGUGAAAUAAAAAUACACAUAUUUCUCUAUACUA
Molecule: messenger RNA, 886 nt
Organism: Tarenaya hassleriana
Lineage: Eukaryota; Viridiplantae; Streptophyta; Magnoliopsida; Brassicales; Cleomaceae
Product: protein GRIM REAPER
Exons: 1
Coding region: 214-696 (160 amino acids)
Source: RefSeq, a predicted model, not a curated record